Messenger RNA from Oldenlandia corymbosa var. corymbosa, 1299 nucleotides. The record is from the annotation of a GenBank genome assembly. Lineage: Eukaryota; Viridiplantae; Streptophyta; Magnoliopsida; Gentianales; Rubiaceae.
AUGGGCGGAAACAGCACCACCUGGAUGAACACCGCCAUUCUGGUCACCUGUAUGCGCAAUUUCCGCAAGAACCGGGGCCCCGUUUCCGGAAUCAUGAAGGGAUACGUCGGGUUGAGCACCGCCAUCUUCACCGACGUCUGCUCUGCUCUGUUUUCCAACGACCCUUCCACUUUCCUCCUCAUGCUCAUGAUCGUCCCCUUCGCCGUCUGCCUCACCGCCAUUGUAUUCCUCCGGGAGAUCCCGCCGUCCUCCAACUCCGACGAGGAGAAGGAGGAGACCCGGUACUUCGGAAUCGUCAACGUAAUCGCCGUCGUCAUCGCCGUUUAUUUGCUGGCAUUCGACGUCUCCGGCGAGCACGGCCGCCUCUUCUCCCAACUAUUCGCUUACGUUCUGCUAUUCUUGCUCGCUUCGCCGUUGGCUAUUCCGGUGUUCAUCAUGCUGAAAAAUUUCCUGAGAUUCAGCUUCGAUGACUCACUGCUGGACUUGGAGAAGGAGCCCCUUCUGGAGAAGAAGACGGGGGCGGCUGCAGCGGCGGGGAUUACGGCGAAGGAAGUAGUAGUAGCAAAGGGGGAGGAAACAGCGAGGCCGCCGGUGAUUGGAGAAGAUCACACGAUUAUCGAGGCAGUGAAGACGGUGGAUUUCUGGAUCUUGUUCGUGUCGUUUCUGUGCGGUGUCGGGACGGGAUUGGCAGUGAUGAAUAACUUGGGCCAGAUGGGCCUCGCCUUGGGUUACGUGGACGUUUCCAUAUUCGUGUCUCUCACUAGCAUUUGGGGAUUCUUCGGCCGGAUUCUCUCCGGCUCUGUCUCCGAGUACUUCAUCAAGAGGGGAGGAACGCCGAGGCCAGUAUGGAAUGCAGCAUCACAAAUUGUAAUGGCAUUCGGUUACAUAAUGAUGGCCAUGGCUUUACCUGGCUCACUCUACAUUGGCUCCAUAGUGGUCGGAGUUUGCUAUGGGAUUCGUCUAGCCGUGACUGUCCCAACUGCAUCUGAGCUGUUUGGCCUAAAGUACUAUGGUCUCAUUUACAACAUCCUAAUCCUCAACCUUCCGUUAGGCUCCUUCCUUUUCUCUGGUUUGUUAGCCGGACUAUUGUACGAUGCUCAGGCGACUAAGACGGCGGGUGGCGGCAACACUUGCAUUGGUGCACAUUGUUACCGGCUGGUGUUUGUGGUCAUGGCCAUUGCUUGUGUGGUUGGUUUUGGUCUGGAUGUAUUGCUAGCUAUCAGGACUAAGCCAUUGUACAACAAGAUUUAUUUAAGUCGGAAAUCGAAGAAGGCUGCAGCUGCAUCCGGCGCCCAAUAG